Racocetra persica is the source of this 1592-nucleotide messenger RNA. The record is from the annotation of a GenBank genome assembly. Lineage: Eukaryota; Fungi; Glomeromycota; Glomeromycetes; Diversisporales; Gigasporaceae.
GGUUUGACGCAAUCUGGAUCAGUCCUGUGGAUAAUCAGGUUGAAAAUGAAACGAUUCAUAGUAUUAAUCGGGCUUUGCUAACUGAAGAAUUCAAGAAUCUUGUUGAUGUUGCUCAUUAUGAAGGGAAAGAUGAAUUUUAUGAAAUAGGAUACGAAACCGGUAAUGGUGUUGGAACAUCACAGAAUAGGUUGCCUCAAAGUAAAUUUAGGAGAAGUUUAACGCAUGAAGAAAUUAUCGCUGUUGGAUAUUUUGAUCCCGGAAAUUGGGCGACUGAUUUAGCAGGUGGAUCUAAUUUCGGAUACUCGCCUCUUUUCAUAAUUUUAUUAUCAAAUCUUUUUGCAAUGUUAUUACAAAGCUUGGCUAUCAAGUUAGGCACUGUCACAGGAAUGGAUCUUGCUCAAGCAUGCAGAGUUUUUUUUCCAUCAUAUUUGAGAUACUUUUUAUACAUGCUAUGUGAACUUGCAAUCAUUGCAACUGAUUUGGCAGAAGUCAUAGGCAGCGCUAUUGCUCUAAAUAUUCUUUUCAGCAUUCCUUUACCAUUGGGAGUUGCGAUAACCGCAUUUGACAUUAUGAUAAUCUUACUAAUUUAUCGUGAAAAUAACCUAAGAUCUUCACGAAUUUUAGAGUCUCUCGUGAUGAUAUUAGUCAGUAUAAUUGGUGCUUGCUUUAUUGUGGAAUUAUUUCUUUCUAAACCAGUUGCAAGCCUUGUGUUUUCAGGAUACUUGCCUAAUUCUGACUUAUUCACUGAUUCUAAAGAAUUAUUCGUUUCUGUUGGCAUAAUCGGUGCGACUGUUAUGCCACAUAAUCUUUAUUUACAUUCACAUCUAAUCAAAGUUAGAAAAUACCGAGAAGAAUCAAACGUAUUGAAUGACAUAGAUAAUAGCUUAGAAGCUAACCAAAUUGAAUCCGAUCAAAAAGUACAUUCGGUCAAGAUGAUGAUUAAAAAAAUAACCUACAGAACCAUUAAAUUAUCUUCUUUAGAUUCUUCUGUAGCAUUAAUAUUCGCAAUGUUUAUAAAUUCUGCGAUAUUAAUUGUUGCUGCAACAAAUUUCUAUUACAAUAACAAUACUACAUCAUCAAAGGUAGCUGGUUUAUUCGAUGCUCAUAAUCUAUUAACAAAGUAUCUUGGAGGUUCCGCAGGUAUUAUAUUCGCCUUGGCGUUAUUAAUAUCUGGGCAAUCCGCGACUCUCACAGCCACUAUAGCAGGACAAGUUGUUAUGGAAGGGUUCCUUGGUUGGGUAAUACCUUCGUGGAUGAGACGACUAUUCACACGCGCUGUCGCUAUUACACCUGCAAUGUUAAUUGCAAUUAUAAAUGGGCAAAAUGGACUAUCAUAUUUACUGGUCGUUAGUCAAGUAGCGUUAUGUGUUCAGCUACCAUUCGCUAUUAUACCAUUGGUUUAUUUUACUAGUGCUAAAACAUGUAUGACUGUUGAUGUUAGAAAUGCUUUUAAUCCUAAGAGUGAAAGGGAGGAUGAAAAUGAAGAAGGUAGGGUUGUAUUAUUGACUUCUCUGAUACCUACUGAGUCUAAUGGUAAUAAAUUACCGCACAUUUCGGUGGAUGAGAAAUAUUUACUGGAUUUUACGAAUCCG